AUGUAUUGCCAGAAGUGUCGGACUCCACUGAAGCUUGAUAGCUCUUUGGAGGACCUCAAUCCUGCCGCCUUUGAUCUAUUAGUUGGUGCCUCCUCACAGCAACAACCCAAGAACAUCCCCUCCUCCCGACCCGCCUACCCUCAAGAACGAAAACAGCUCUACAACCGAGUCUCUCGAAAUGCAGGUCCCCCAACCUUCAAAAGGAAUACUUCAGCACCCCGUCGAACCGAAUCCUCCUUCUCCAGUAACCCAGGCAUGUCCUUCGUCAUGCUCACAGAAUCACAAGUCGUGCCACCAGCCGUUGUGAAAUCACCCGAAGAUACAAACCCCAAGCACAAGCGGCAAGAUGAUGGCCCAGGACCAGAAAUCACAGCAGAUGAAGGGAAGGCUAUGUCGCAAGAUAUGGAGCGAGCAUCAAGGCUAUUCGAAAUCCUCUCAGCACGAUCCGACAUCGAUCACCCCAUAUGUGUUGAAUGUACAGACCUGUUGGUAGCAGGCUUACAACGACGUCUAGAAGCAGCCACAAAAGAGAGGGACGCCUACGUCAGCUUCCUAAAACAAGUCAACGCCUCGAUCCCCACCGCGGAAGAAGUGCAAGAGUCCCAGGAUGCUUUGGCAAAAGCUCGAAAAGAAGAGGGGGCCGCUAUUGCAGAGCUCAAGAACCUUGAGAAAGAAAAGGCACAAGUUGACGAAGAGAUCGCACAACUAGAAGAAGAAGCUCGAGCUUUGGAUACCGAAGAAGAGGAUUUCUGGCGCGAGCGGAACGCCUUCGCCAUGAAGCUCGCAGAGUUCCAGAAUGUAAGGGAUAGCAUAAACCAGCAAUACGACCACGACACGCAACUUCUUGAAAAACUGCAACGAACAAACGUCUACAACGACACCUUCUGCAUCUCGCACGAUGGGAAAUUCGGAACUAUAAACGGGCUCCGUCUAGGAAGAUUAUCUAACGUGCCCGUCGACUGGCCCGAGAUAAACGCCGCCUGGGGCCACGCCCUCCUCCUCCUGCAAACAGUCGCCGACAGACUAGGCUACAAAUUCGUCGGUUACGAGCUCCAGCCCAUGGGCUCAACUUCCCGCAUCAUCCGCCACGAAGUGCCUCCCUCCCCCUCAACCUCCCGUACAGGAUCCGUCCGCUCCACCCGCCCCCCCAAGAAAUCGAUUCUCGAGCUCUAUUCAUCAGGCGACAUGCCCCUCGGCUUAACAUUCAUGCACCGCCGCUUCGACAUUGCCAUGGAAGCCUUCCUUGAGUGCAUGAGACAGCUCGGUUCCUUCGUCGAACAGGAAUCUGCUCGAACCUCGGAAACUGGGAGGGGACUGGCGCUACCGUAUAAGAUCGAAGGCGAGAAGAUCGGGGACGUGAGUAUUAAAUUGGGCAUUGCGCAAGAUGAUGCGUGGAGCAGGGCGUGCAAGUUUACGUUGACUUGCUGUAAGUUCUUGUUGGCGCAUGCGAGUAAUGUUAAUGCGGCUGCUGGGAGAAGGAGUGUUUGA
This is a messenger RNA of Hyaloscypha bicolor E, 1488 nucleotides long. Its product is annotated as autophagy protein Apg6. The transcript is spliced from 2 exons. NCBI's taxonomy places the organism in Eukaryota, Fungi, Ascomycota, Leotiomycetes, Helotiales, Hyaloscyphaceae. Gene Ontology annotation, cellular component: phosphatidylinositol 3-kinase complex, class III, type II; phagophore assembly site; phosphatidylinositol 3-kinase complex, class III, type I. Bases 1 to 1488 code for a protein of 495 amino acids. The record is from RefSeq and is a predicted model, not a curated record. Gene Ontology annotation, biological process: late endosome to vacuole transport; cellular response to nitrogen starvation; autophagy.